This is a messenger RNA of Lagopus muta (rock ptarmigan), 2591 nucleotides long. It is a transcript of the gene DHX32, whose product is annotated as DEAH-box helicase 32 (putative). The record is from RefSeq and is a predicted model, not a curated record. Gene Ontology annotation, molecular function: RNA binding. Gene Ontology annotation, cellular component: spliceosomal complex; intracellular anatomical structure. The transcript has 11 exons. The coding region runs from base 342 to 2591 and encodes 749 amino acids. NCBI's taxonomy places the organism in Eukaryota, Metazoa, Chordata, Aves, Galliformes, Phasianidae.
UCUGCAGCAGCAGAGAUGCUGCCUGCUGCUCGUGCUACUUUAAGUGGUUGGUAAAGCACAAGAAGUGCUACUGCUAGACAUCUGCUGGGUCAAUCAACGCUAUUUUGAAGCUUGGAGUACAUUCUGAAUGUUUACUUGAGGUUUGCAGUGGUACAAUUGGAGAAGCUGGACCCCAAGACGGAGCAUCAGGUGAACCUUUCAGCUGAAAAGCUGGGAAACACUGAUCCCAAAGCAAGCAGGAAUGGAUUUCCCCAGGUUUACAGAGCCCGCGUGACCCAUCAGUACAAAGUUCCCCCUCCACUGCUAAUGUGGUUUUGCUGGGAGUGGCACACGUAAGAAAAAUGGAGUUUUUAAACACUUCCCCAGAGAGCCACUGCACAUCAGAAUUACUUGACAGCAGCGAUGGUGAGGAAGAGGAGAUACUGGUGUACGGAGAAGAUUUGGAGCUCAAUCCUUUCGACGGCUUGCCUUACUCUUCCCGUUACUAUAAGCUUAUGAAGGAAAGACAAGAACUGCCAAUAUGGAAAGUGAGAUGUGCCUUUAUGGAAAGUUUGCUUCAUCAUCAAGUUGUGAUCGUGUCGGGAGACGCAAAGACUGGAAAGAGCUCCCAGGUCCCUCAGUGGUGUGCUGAGCACUGCCUGGCUGCUGGCUGCAGGCACGGUGCAGCUGUGUGCUCCCAGACACACGGACAGCUGGCAGUGCAGCUGGCCCUGCGUGCAGCUGAUGAGAUGGACGUCAACGUGGGCCACGAAGUCGGGUACUUUGUCCCCUUUGAGAGCUGCUGUACUACAGAAACCAUCCUCAGAUACUGCACAGAUGAUAUGCUGCAGAGGGAAAUGAUGUCUGCUCCUCUUCUGAACUCUUAUGGAGUUAUCAUUCUGGACGAUGUGCAUGAAAGGACUGUUCCCACCGAUGUGCUGCUUGGUGUUCUUAAACAUGUCUUGAGAGCGAGACCAGCCCUGAGGCUGGUGAUACUGACUGCCCCCCACAUGUCCAGCAAGCUGAAGGACUUCUGCGGCAGCGUCCCCCUCAUCCGGGUGGAAAAUGAGCACCAGGCAGAGGUGGUAUAUACCUGCAGCAUGCCAAAGGACCAUUUUCUGUCUGCACUGAGGCUGCUCUUUGAGCUACACCACACGAAGGAGAAAGGUGACAUCGUCAUCUUCCUGGCAUGUGAGCAAGACAUUGAGAAAGCCUCCCAAAUGAUCAGACAGGAACAGUCUAAUUCAAAUCCUGACCUCGGAGAGCUCAUCCCAGUUCCUUUAUACCCCACAAGAAAUGACUUAAUUCCCAAACCAAAGCAAGACAAACAGAAAUGCUACCAGAAAUACAGAAGAAAAGUGCUGCUUACCACAAGCUUUGGAGAAUCUUUGAUUCAGAUUAAGAACAUAACCUUUGUCAUCGACGUUGGUGUGGAAAGAAGAAAGGUGUACAACCCUAGAAUCAGAGCAGACUCCGUUACAACACAGCCAAUCAGCAAAGCCCAAGCAGAGAUGCACAAACAAAUGCUGAGCACGUCUCCAUCAGGAAAACUCUUCUGUUUGUAUCCUGAAGAAUUUACAUACAAAGAAAUGAAACCAGAUUUCCCAGCCAAAAUACAGGAAUCCAACCUAACCAGCAUGGUUCUCUUCCUGAAGAGGAUGGAUAUAGCUGGCUUCAGACACUGUGAAUUCCUAAGCAGGCCAGCUCCUGAAAGCCUGAUGCAAGCCUUAGAGGACCUUGAUUACCUAGCAGCCCUGGAUAACGACGGAAACCUCUCUGAAUUUGGAAUCAUUAUGUCAGAAUUUCCCCUGGAUCCACAGCUGUCAAAAUCAAUUCUGGCUUCUUGUGAAUUUGAGUGCGUUGAUGAAAUGCUCACCAUCGCAGCCAUGGUAACAGCUCCUAAUUGCUUCCUGCACGCACCUUCUGGAACUGAAGAGAUUGCUCUUACCUGCUGGAGAAACUUCUCACACCCAGCAGGAGAUCACUUCACUCUUAUCAAUGUCUUCAAUGCCUUCAGGGAAGCCAGCACAAACUCCGCAGGCCAGUACUGCAGUAACGAAAAAUGGUGCCGUAAUUAUUUUCUAAGCUGUUCUGCACUGAGAAUGGCAGAAAUCAUCAGAGCUGAACUAGUAGAGAUCAUGAAGCGCAUUGAACUCCCCAUUUCAGAACCGGACUUCGGAUCACCUGCAAAUACACUGAGCAUUAAGAAAGCUCUCUUAUCUGGUUACUUUAUGCAAAUUGCUCGUGAUGUAGACGGCUCUGGUAACUACUUAAUGCUAACACACAGACAAGUAGCCCAGCUUCAUCCUUUUUCAUCAUAUUAUAACACAAGGAGGAGUCCUGAGUGGGUUUUAUUCCACGAGUUCAGUAUCUCAGAAGACAAUUCCAUCAGAGUGGUCUCUGAAAUAUCACCCCAUCUGUUUGUGGAGCUGGCACCUCAGUAUUAUUUUAGCAAUCUUCCUCCUAGUGAAAGUAAGGAUAUUCUGCAGGAAGUGAUUGAUCACCUGUCACCUGUUUCAGCCAUCAAGGAGAAACAGAGAACUAACAGUGACAACAAAGAAAAUGAAAAACACCCCCAAACUCCCACUGAGCAGAGAUGUAUUAUUCAGUGA